Penicillium brevicompactum is the source of this 1338-nucleotide messenger RNA. RefSeq names its product cytochrome P450. The record is from RefSeq and is a predicted model, not a curated record. NCBI's taxonomy places the organism in Eukaryota, Fungi, Ascomycota, Eurotiomycetes, Eurotiales, Aspergillaceae. Bases 1 to 1338 code for a protein of 445 amino acids. Gene Ontology annotation, molecular function: oxidoreductase activity, acting on paired donors, with incorporation or reduction of molecular oxygen; heme binding; iron ion binding. The transcript has 3 exons.
AUGGCCACCAUCUAUUCGACGACAGCGAAUGUUCGCAAGGAUGAUGCCUAUUUGGUCAUGAACGCCAGUUUGCAUGCGCCCAACACGAUCAGCAGCAUUGACAAGAAAGCACACGCGUUCAAGAAAAGGAUAUUGGCCCAGGUUUUCACAAACUCUGCCUUAAAGGGAGUUCAAGAUCGAAUUUUGUCCCACGCGAUCAAAUUUUGCGAUAUGCUUCUUGGUGAUAGUAACACUUCGGAUCCCAAUCCAAGCAACAGUUCCAUGGGUCAGAAGAGCAGUUGGGGACCGGUCAGAAACCUUGCGACUCUUUCUGACUAUCUCGCAUUCGAUAUCAUCAGUGAUCUAUGCUAUGGCAAGAGUUUUGACAUGCUCCAAUCAGACAAGUUUCGUUCCUUCACCAAGAUAACCACCACGCUGAGCCGCCGAAAUGCAGUAGUAGGUUCUCAUAUGAUCAACGGCUCUUUGUAUUGGACUAACAUGAUUCCGCAGUGCUUUGUUCAGCCAAAGCUGUGGCGGUAUAAGCUUGACCGCAUCUUCUUCGCGAGUCUCCUCUCUCCGAUCAAGAGCUUCGGGCUUUGGAUCAGACAGCAGGCAAAGACUCGCACCAAAUUAGGGAACAGCGUUUCUCAGAAAGACUGUUUUCACUACAUGCUCAAUGCCAAAGAUCCCAAGACAGGUCAGCCCUUUACUGAGAAGGAACUGUGGACAGAGUCCUUGCAGUUGAUUGUGGCAGGAUCCGACACCGUUGCGGUCGCUAUUAGUGCCACCAUCUUCCAUCUGAUCCACAACCAUCAAGCGUUGAAAACACUCACCGAAGAGAUCCGCUCUUGCUUUGAGAGGGAGGAAGACAUCUGCAUCGGAGCUCAACUCAACUCAUGCACCUUCCUGCGUGCAUGCAUAGCCGAGUCUCUACGCCUGUCUCCCCCAUUUGCAGGCAUGCCCACACGGCGUGUGUUAGCUGGCGGUAUCAAUGUGGAUGGUCACCAAAUACCCGAGGGAACCAUUGUUGGUACCCCCAUCUACACAAUACACCACGACAAACGGUAUUAUCCUCGGCCAUUCAAAUUCGAGCCUGAGAGGUGGCAAGAGGGAGAGAACUGUGGUGAAAGUUCAACUAGCGAGCAACCGAGUAUGAAGCUGGCACAAGCUGCAUUCUGCCCAUUCAGUAUCGGACCCAGAACAUGUGUUGCCAAGAAUAUGGCCUGGGCGGAGCUGUCUUUGGUCAUCGCGCGCAUAUUAUUCAGAUAUGACAUGCGUCUUUCGGAAGAACAUGUCUUAAACAAGCCCGAGCGUGGCGUUUCCGAUGAUCGUGGUGAAAGGAGUCCGGAGCGUGGAUAG